This is a messenger RNA of Suillus subalutaceus, 456 nucleotides long. RefSeq lists its product as uncharacterized. The transcript is spliced from 3 exons. Bases 1 to 456 code for a protein of 151 amino acids. Lineage: Eukaryota; Fungi; Basidiomycota; Agaricomycetes; Boletales; Suillaceae. The record is from RefSeq and is a predicted model, not a curated record.
AUGGCUGCAUUGGCAGGCGUGUUGAGUCCUUUUGGGAGUUGGGGAAGCCUGCGUAACGUUAUCAGCAGGGUGGUGGCUGUUGGAAGACGAGAGGGCCGUCUAUACGCUAAGGGUAGACGACAGUGGUGGUGGCGGGCAAGGACAAGAGCCUGCGCAACGUUAGCAGCAGGGUGGUGGCCGUUGGAAGACAAGGGGGCCGUCUAUACGCUGAGGGUAGAUGAUGGUGGUGGUGGCGGGCAAAGACAAGAGAUGUGGGCGCGUUGGGUGGUGACCAUUGGAAGACAAGGGGGCCGUCUAUACGCUGAGGGUAGACAAUGGUGGUGGUGGCAGGCAAAGACAAGAGAUGUGGGCGCGUUGAGUCUUUCUGGGAGUUUGGAAGGCCUGCGCAACGUUAGCAGCAGGGUGGUGGCCGUUGGAAGACAAGGGGGCCAUCUAUACGCUGAGGGUAGACGAUGA